GCGGAAAAACCCCAGAUCCAGAUCCACCAGUUGUGGCCUCCGACGGCCAAAACCCUUGGUCUAGCUCCACUCUCCACCACCAGAUCUCUAGAUCGCCGGCCGGCGAAAUUCCAACCAAUGCAAGGCCGAGUCCUCUCUCGUUCGGCGAGCUUCCGGCCUGAGAACCUCGGCCCCAACGCCCUACAUCUCAUCGGCAACCUCUGCUUCGCCCUCUUCGUCCUCGGCGUCCUCGCCUUCACCAUUAUCGCGGCCACCUACCAGCCUGAGGACCCUCUACUCCAUCCUUCCACCAAACUCACAUCCUUUCUUAUCUCCACUUCCAACGCCACGUUCCGCUCCGACGAUUCCGCCGCCCACACGGGCGACGACUUCCUGACUCCCAAUUUCACCUCCGACGCCUCUUCUGUCAUUAACCUCUCCGACAUCAUAUUAUCUGUUGAUGAAAACUCGACCUCCGCAGCCACGGACGGCGAUGGGGUGGCAGUGUCCGUCCCACUCGAGGUUUGCACCGACGGAGCGAUUAAGUGCGCCGACACGGAGAUCUUUCAAACUAUGAUGCGCGCUGCCAUCGAGACGUUCCGUGACAUCCAUUUCUACCGCUUCGGUAAGUCGGUGCAAGGAAGUGACGACGGCAGUUCUUGCGACAUGGCUUGGCGUUUCCGCCCUAAGAAUGCGAAGCGGACGGGAUUCUAUAAAGACUACAGGCGCUUCGAGAUUGCACGAUCGGCCAACUGCACCUACUCUGUCGUCAAGAUCGGCGACUAUCACUCUGGCAUCAACGCCCGGAAGAAGCGAAAGUCGGCCAAAGGCGGCGAGUUCAAACGCAAGGGUGCGCCGGAAUUGCUUUCCGAAGUGGUGGUUCCGGUGGUGGGUGAGGCGGUGAACGACACCCUUCCGGUAGUGGAGUCUGAAAGCAAGUUCAGAAGCGGGAAGUACUUGAUCUACACUGGCGGUGGAGAGCGGUGCAAGAGCAUGAACCAUUACCUUUGGAGCUUCCUCUGCGCGCUCGGAGAGGCUCAGUACUUAAACCGAACGCUUGUUAUGGAUCUCAGCAUUUGCCUCAAUUCUAUGUAUAGCUUGAGCAAUCAGGACGAGGAGGGGAAGGACUUCAGAUUCUACUUUGAUUUCGAGCAUCUAAGGGACUCGGCCUCUGUCCUCGACCAGCAGCAGUUUUGGGAGGACUGGAAUAAGUGGGAGAAGAAGGAUAAGCUAAAGCUUCACCUCGUGGAGGAUUUCAAGACCACGCCCAUGAGCCUGGCUGACGUGAAUGAUGCUUUGAUAAUGAGGAAGUUUGGGACGGUGGAGCCUGAUAACUACUGGUACAGAGUUUGCGAGGGAGAGACGGAGUCUGUGAUCCAGAGGCCAUGGCAUCUGCUUUGGAAAUCCAGGAGGUUAAUGGACAUUGUUUCCGGUGUAGCUUCGAGAUUGAAUUGGGAUUACGACGCAGUUCAUGUAAUACGAGGGGAGAAGGCAAAGAAUACUGAACUCUGGCCUAACCUCGCCGCUGACACCUCACCUGAUGCUUUACUCUCUUCUCUCCGAGACAAGAUUGAUGACGGAAGGCACCUGUACGUCGCUACCAAUGAGCCUGAAACUUCUUUCUUCGACCCGCUGAAAGAUAAGUACACCACCCAUUUUCUUGAUGAUUUCAAAGAUCUGUGGGAUGAAAACAGUGAGUGGCAUCUGGAGACGAAGACUCUAAACGGUGGAGUUCCUGUUGAGUUUGAUCGGUACAUGAGGGUGGAGGUGGACACAGAGGUGUUUUUGCGGGGCAAGAAACAGAUUGAGACCUUCAAUGAUCUCACAAAUGACUGCAAGGAUGGAAUCAAUACCUGUCGAACUGUAUCUUGAGUCAUGAUUUACAUCAUCAAAUAACUGGUAUUUUAAGAUCUUUCCGCUUAUUUAUUGCUCCUUUGUACUCUGUUCUGCGUACAAUUUAAUAAAUUUGUAUGUUUGUUAUUGACUUAUCUGUCGUUGUUGAGGCUCAAAUUUGUAGAAUUUACACAUUUUUUUUAGGGGUUGUCUUCUUAGGCUCAUCAAAA
Messenger RNA from Phalaenopsis equestris, 2042 nucleotides. RefSeq lists its product as uncharacterized. The transcript has a single exon. Lineage: Eukaryota; Viridiplantae; Streptophyta; Magnoliopsida; Asparagales; Orchidaceae. Bases 118 to 1851 code for a protein of 577 amino acids. The record is from RefSeq and is a predicted model, not a curated record. Gene Ontology annotation, cellular component: Golgi apparatus.